Scophthalmus maximus (turbot) is the source of this 2884-nucleotide messenger RNA. RefSeq names its product transmembrane channel-like 4 (gene tmc4). NCBI's taxonomy places the organism in Eukaryota, Metazoa, Chordata, Actinopteri, Pleuronectiformes, Scophthalmidae. The record is from RefSeq and is a predicted model, not a curated record. Gene Ontology annotation, molecular function: mechanosensitive monoatomic ion channel activity. The transcript is spliced from 16 exons. Gene Ontology annotation, cellular component: plasma membrane. The coding region runs from base 182 to 2287 and encodes 701 amino acids.
GGUCAAUAACAAAGGGAGUAAAGUCCACGAGAGGAGACGACGGUGGAAGGAUAACCGCAUAGGCUGCAUUUCUUCAUGACGGGCUGCUUCUCCAUUUGUUUUAUCCCGAGUCUGAAGUAGAUGUGGCUACAGAAGCGUUUUUGUUUUUUAAAAGCUGCUUGUACCGAACUGCAUCAGAGAAAUGACCAGUGAACCACCGAGUCGAGGCUCAAGUGAGGUGUAUACAUACACAGAAGGGAACGGUUACCAUGGCGAGCAGCAGUCACUGAGGUUACGAAGGGCUUCAUCCCGAGUGUCAAAUCAGAAUCUUCCCCAGUUCGACUGGAUGUCGACCUCCGCAGAGAGGGAUGACGAGGACGACGGUGGUCAGCCCCGGGACCUCAGGGGCAUCCCUCUACCAAUGGCUCUGAAAAGAGCUGUGAGGCAGGUGCAGCAGAUGCAGGUGCCCGUGGUUUCCAGCGUGGAGUCUUGGAAACGGAAGAGGACCAAAUCUAUGCGUAAACUCAAACAUAACACAAGAGAAUUUCUCCACCUCUUUGGACUUUGGAGCAAGUCUUUGCAAAAGAUUGGAGGGAACUUUGGAGGUGGUGUCCACUCUUACUUUCUGUUCCUGCGAUUCUUGGUGGUGCUCAACUUUGUCUCCUUCUUACUGAUAGCUGGGUUUGUCGUCAUCCCCAGCAUUGUCUUCAGAUCUGUUGGGUCCAGCCUUGCUAACAGCACCGGUCCAGAGAAAUGUUCGGAUUAUGACCCUAAUCCUCAAGCCUUGGUGAUGUUCUAUGAAUAUUUCCUCAAUCUACUUUCGGGAACGGGUUUUAUGGAGUAUUCAUAUCUGUUUUAUGGCUACUACAAUAACACAAUGGUGGAGGACAAGAACUUCUCCUACAGCAUCCCCCUGGCCUACAUCCUGACUGCUGUUUUCUACUUCGCCUUCUGUUUCAUUUGUAUCAUAGCACGUAUGGGGACUGCCGCUCGAGUUGUUGUGGCAACGGGAGGCAGCGCUGUGGGCAACUACACCAUGAUAGUGUUCACCGGCUGGGACUACAGUUGCCUAGGAGACCAAGCCACCAAACUGAAGCAGAAAAACAUCCACUACCGGCUGCAGGUGGAUCUGGAGGAGGAGAGCAUAAAGAAACGAGCAGCUUCUCUGACUUUGUGUCAAAAAAUUGUUUUAUACUCUCUACGUGUUUUUAUGUGUUUUGUAGCCUUUGGGCUCAUUAUAGCGGCCUUCUACGGCAUCUUUCUGGCCACCAACUUCAGCCAGCAAAAGAGCGGGGAGCAAGGGAUCCUCAGUUUGAUUUUUGAGUAUCUUCCCUCCAUCGUCAUCACCACUGGAAACUUCCUGGUGCCUCUGCUGUGUGACCAGAUUGCCUUGAUAGAGAGAUACUCCCCCAGCACUACCAUCAUAGUGGCACUAUUAAGGGCUGUGUUCCUGCGUCUGGUGAGCCUGGGAGUUCUCCUCUUCACCCUGUGGCGUCAGAUCACUUGCGAGGGCGACACAAAUAGUGCAGAUUGUAAACUGUGCCAGUACAACUAUGGAGUCUACCCAUGCUGGGAAACACGUUUAGGACAGGAGAUGUACAAGCUGACACUGUUUGACCUCCUCAUCACCAUCGCUGUGCUCAUCCUGGUGGAGUUCCCCCGCAGGAUGGUGGUGGACAACUGGUCCAGCAGGCUGGCUCAGUGGGUGGGUCGGCAGGAGUUUGUGGUUCCUUCCAACGUGCUUGGUCUAGUUUAUGGUCAGACUGUGGUUUGGACAGGGGCUCUUUUUUGCCCUCUGCUGCCACUCAUCAAUACCAUCAAGUUCAUCAUCCUCUUCUACUGCAAGAAGAUCACGCUCUUCUACAAUUGUCGACCAGCACUCAAGACGUUUCGCUCCACCUCCUCCGCCUUCUUUUUCCUCGUGGUUCUCCUGUUCGGCUGGGGCCUGGCUACAAUUGUCUUGAUUUACAGCCUGGCUGAGAUCCAUCCAUCUUUUGGUUGUGGCCCUUUCCGUUUCUUCCCCAACAUGUGGUCAAUUGUUCCAACAUCUUUCUACAGCCUCUCUGACACUACACAGGAGUUUCUUUUCUUCAUCGGCUCCCAGUCAUUCUCCAUCCCUCUGUUUGCAUUAUCCUGUGUGGUGAUGUGUUAUUUCAUAGCCGUAGCCUCUGUCUACGGGAAAAGUGUUGCUUUCCUUAGAGCGCAGCUGAAACUGGAGGGCCGUGACAAGCAGUUCUUGGUCAAGCAGAUUGAGGAGCUGAGUCGACAGCUUCAGAUACCCAAACAUAAUGCAGGAGUACAAGACUGAACACAUGGAAUAUGUUUUGGUUUCUUCAACCUUCUUUAAUUAUUGUAAAGUUUUCAUUCCACUCAAAAACUGUGUUUUGGUCAUGGUUACUUGUCUUCUUUCUUUGACCAUCUCGAUGCAGAACGAUGUUUGUUCAAAGUUUAACGCCUAAAGAGUGUUUCCAAAUCAUUCUGCUGAAAGUGGAAUGUCUCUCUGUGCUCACCAUACCACUGAGUUCAAAGUGUUUACUGGCAUCUCUUCUAGUUUGGUACCAAUCCUGGUCCAAUGGGCAACUUGCCUGUGAAGGAUGUGAGGGAUGUGAAGACACAUGUUGCUAGCUUAGUUUUAGUAGACAAGGAUGCAAAAAAGUGUAUUGAUAUAAAGAUAUUAUGUUAAUAAAUCACAACCCAGACCUCUGUGUGGGGACGUUUUGAAAAAGUGAAAUGAAAAGGUCCCUUUUUUAUUUACCCAUGUUAGUGUUUAAUGGUUUUAAUUUCAAUGAAGAGUUCCUUUAUUAUAAAGUGUCACCACUUGUGUCUGUCCAUGAAAAUAAAUAUGUUUUUCUUCCUUCUAUCUACAUAAUAAAAUGAGAGGACUUAUAGCGACCUCUAGUGUCAA